UAAUACUAAUUUCAGAAAGAAAUGUCCGCUUGAUAAAUUCCGAAGAAGAAGUUCCGGAAUUGAAAACCAGAAAAAUGAAAAGAAAUAAUUUUAUUUCCUUUCUCUUCCUCUUCUCUCUCCUGCACAACAGAGCAAGCACUGAGGCCUCUCCAGUAGCAAGCCAGGACACAGAGAACCAUGUAGACCCACAACAGUUCCUAGUUGAUGAUACUGACCAUGCUCUGGUGUGUGAGGAAGAAAUGAUGAUGCAUUCAGAAGAUUGUGAAGAGGUGGAGGAAGAGGAGUGUGGUAGAUGUGACCCUGUGACCGAGGAGAAGUGUAGUAUGGAGCUGGAGGUCAGCUUUGCUCCGGUCAAGGUCAAGGAGUGCAAGAAAAUUCACAGCUGUCCUCCUGGAGUAAAUCAGAAAUGUGUUACAAAGUAUAGAAAGGAGUGUAGUCAGCAGAAGAUGAUAAAAGAGAAAGAAAUUGAUUUCCCAAUGUGUGGAAUAAUUAUGGUUCAAAACUGCACCAGUUGUGUGGGGUGUACAGAAGAACAGCACUGCAGCGAGGUUCCCGUCAUGAAAUGCCACAUGGAGAAGAAAAUGUCUGAAAAGGAGGUUGAGGAACCAGUCUGUAGAAGUGUUCCAGAAGAAAAUUGUGAAGAUUGUGAAAAGUGUUAUCAAACUGUCCGACUGAAGCGAGUUAUCCAACCCAAACAGACAUGCAGGCUUAUUGAGAGCAUAGUUUGUGACAAUCAAACUAAUCAUCAACAGAAUAAUACUGAUAACAGUAGAGACAGUAGUGCAAUCAAUUUCCCCAAUGAAGAUCCUCCUGCAAUAUACAGUACAACCAGUGCAGUACACUUGAACAGUACAACCAGUGUAGUACACUUGAACAGUACAACCAGUGUACCCUGUAGAACAGUUAAAAGAACCAUAUGUAAACCUAGAUCUAAGAUUUUGAUUAAGAAACUAUGUUCUAGAGAAUAUGACUGGAUGCUGCAUCAGAUUCCGUAGUCUUGGGAGCCAGGGAUCAAAUUUAAUGAACAGUGAGAAUAAGUAACUACUUAGUGAGCGCCGGUUCAAGUUCAAGAGAAGUUGUUCAACUCAUUCUACGUAGUUUCACUACUUUUCGUUAUUCAUUAAAUUCACUGAUCAAUUAAAGUUUCAAUAUCCUCAAAAAAAAAGGUUUUCAGACCUGCGUAUUUUUAGCCAUAAAAACAUCUUUUGUAACUAAAACUUAUGCACAAAUCUUGAAUUGAUUCAUUCAGUUAUAUAUGUAUACAGUUGUACAAUUGUAAGUCAUUUUGUAUUAUGGUUCAUUAACUAAGAACUAAGAAGCAAGUACUGUACUGCAAUAGAAUCCAGUAUUUCUAACUUUACCAAAUUAUUAAAAUAUUGUGACAUGUAACCUUAAAAGGGCAUUGUACUUUUAUGUAUAAUUUUAAUUUCUUAAUGUACUGUGAUAGUUAAAAUAUAAAGGGCAUUAUGUGAUCAAUUAUGAAUUGGAAGUUCUUCUUAAUAUAUUGUAAGAUUAUUUCAAAAUAUAUUCUUUUAAGAUAUUGCAAUAAACCAACAAAAAUGA
Molecule: messenger RNA, 1563 nt
Organism: Eurytemora carolleeae
Lineage: Eukaryota; Metazoa; Arthropoda; Copepoda; Calanoida; Temoridae
Exons: 10
Coding region: 75-995 (306 amino acids)
Source: RefSeq, a predicted model, not a curated record